CCUGGGCACAGGAAUAAAAGCUGGAGGAGCGAGAUGCCCCCAGUGUCUGGGAAUAGCCGGUGACUGGACGGGAAGUGCUGCUCUGACACGCGGCCACCAGCGCCUAGCUGGGAAGUCUGUGGCUCCAACAAAAGCUCGGGGAGAACCCGAAGGCUCCAUCAGGCGAAACCCCAGGAUGAGGCUGCCGGAGGUGCUGAUUUUCCUGGCCUCCUGGGGAGUCGCCAGGGCUCCACCAGGGAAGUUCUGGCACAUCUCUGACCUGCACCUGGACCCAAACUACAAGGUGUCUGAAGACCCUCUCCAGGUGUGCCCGUCUGCGGGCUCCCAGCCGGUACCCAACGCAGGCCCCUGGGGCGACUACCUCUGCGAUUCUCCCUGGAUCCUCAUCAACUCCUCCAUCUACGCCAUGAAGGAGAUCGAGCCAGAGCCAGACUUCAUCCUCUGGACCGGUGAUGACACACCACACGUGCCCAACGAGAGGCUGAGUGAGGUGGCCGUGCUGCAAAUUGUGGAGCAGCUGACUCAGCUCAUCAGGGAGGCCUUUCCAGAUACUAAAGUCUACGCUGCUUUGGGAAAUCAUGACUUUCACCCCAAAAACCAAUUACCCGCAGGGAGCAACAAUAUCUACAACCAGGUAGCGGAGCUGUGGCGACCCUGGCUCAGUAACGAAUCCAUCACUUCCUUCAAAGAAGGUGCCUUCUAUUCUGAGAAACUGCCGGGGCUGAGCGGGGCUGGUCGAAUCGUGGUCCUCAACACCAACCUGUACUAUAGCAACAAUGAGCAGACGGCUGGCAUGGCUGACCCCGGCCAGCAGUUCCAGUGGCUGGACGACGUGCUGACCAGUGCAUCCCAGGCUGGGGAAAUGGUGUACAUCAUCGGCCACGUGCCCCCGGGCUUCUUUGAGAAGACACGGAACAAAGCGUGGUUUCGGGAGGGCUUCAAUGAGGAGUACCUGAAGGUGGUCCGGAGGCAUCAUGGAGUCAUCGCCGGGCAGUUCUUCGGGCACCACCACACCGACAGCUUUCGGAUGUUCUAUGACAGUGCAGGUGCCCCCAUCAGUGUCAUGUUCCUUACACCUGGCGUCACCCCGUGGAAAACCACGUUACCUGGAGUGGUCAACGGCGCCAACAAUCCAGGCAUCCGGGUGUUUGAAUAUGACCGAGCUACGCUGAGCCUGCAGGACAUGGUGACCUACUUCUUGAACCUGAGCCAGGCGAACGCGCUGGGCGCGCCAAGCUGGGACCUCGAGUACCGGGUGACCGAGGCCUACGGGGUUCCGGACGCAGGUGCCCGCUCCAUGCAUGCGGCGCUGGGCCGCAUCGCCAGCGACCAGGGUGUGUUGCAGCGUUACUACGUCUACAACUCGGUCAGUUACGACACGCGGGCCUGCGACGAAGCGUGCCGCGCCGAGCACGUGUGCGCGCUGCGCGAGGUGGCCUUCGACGGGUACGCGGCCUGCCUGCGCGCCCCCGGCGUCGCGCCCGCGCCCUGCCUUGCGCUCCUGCCCGCGGCGCUGCUGGGCUUGCGCGCGCUGCUCGUGUCCUGACCUUGGGGGAACAAACGGCCGACGCGCUUGGUAAAAUGGAGGCAGCAUCACCCCCGAGAGCUGGACUCUUCCACCCUUUCCCCUCCCCGCGACAGCAGAAUGAACUGGGACUGGGCGGCCGAUCAGGAAAUGAAGCCCCGAGGGUCCCACCAGCAGCACAUUUCUUUCACGUUUCAUGUUUUAUCCAAAAC
This is a messenger RNA of Dama dama (fallow deer), 1737 nucleotides long. RefSeq names its product sphingomyelin phosphodiesterase acid like 3B (gene SMPDL3B). The coding region runs from base 176 to 1546 and encodes 456 amino acids. Gene Ontology annotation, biological process: sphingomyelin catabolic process. NCBI's taxonomy places the organism in Eukaryota, Metazoa, Chordata, Mammalia, Artiodactyla, Cervidae. The transcript is spliced from 8 exons. Gene Ontology annotation, molecular function: sphingomyelin phosphodiesterase activity. The record is from RefSeq and is a predicted model, not a curated record.